This is a messenger RNA of Lycium barbarum (goji berry), 1749 nucleotides long. Its product is annotated as probable F-box protein At4g22030. The record is from RefSeq and is a predicted model, not a curated record. The transcript has a single exon. Lineage: Eukaryota; Viridiplantae; Streptophyta; Magnoliopsida; Solanales; Solanaceae. The coding region runs from base 112 to 1398 and encodes 428 amino acids.
CCAACUCGAAGCAUUCAGCAUAACCCCAAAAAAUUCAAAGGAGAAUCAGUUUUUGACUCUUAAUUUUCAAGCCUAAACAAAAAUUUUACAUAACAGACUUAGAGAAAAUAUAUGGCAACUCUUCAAGCAUCAAGUUUCUUGAGCUCAUCUUGUUCGGCUACCUCUUUUUCAUCUUGCCGAAGAGGAACCAUUACAGCAAAGAUCAAUAUUCCCAAGAUACAGACCAACAAAACCUCUCUCCCUAGGAUAAUUCAAAGAAGAGGAUUGCCAGAGCAUGAACAAUUUAGCAACAACACAAUAGAGGAACUGCUUAGUCCAUCAAGAAUAUUAAGUGAUACAAAUGAUGGUCCUGAUCUGAUGGUUAUCGAGAAGCUUUAUGCUAUCAAAGAGGCAGUUGCAGAUAGAGUAGAAAUGCACAGAAAUAUUGGAGAGCAGAGAAGCCAGUGGAAUAGUAUGCUUUUGACAUCCAUUAAUGGGAUAACUUUAGCUGCUGCUACAAUGGCUGGCAUUGCAGCUAGCAGUGGUGCUGGUGGUGAUUCUAUUUUGGGACUAAAAAUGUCUUCCACUUUGAUGUAUUUGGCUGCCACCGGCAUGUUGGCUAUCAUCAACAAGAUUCAACCAUCCCAGCUUGCUGAAGAACAAAGAAACGCAACAAGGCUUUUUCAAGAUCUCCACAACCAAAUAGAAACAACUUUAUCAAUCGGUCAUCCUUCUGCUAUUGAUGUCAAAGAAUCUAUGGCCAAAGUAUUGGCUCUUGGCAAGGCCUACCCACUUCCUCUUCUUGGCGUAAUGCUAGACAAAUUUCCAUCUUCCGUUGAACCUGCUGUUUGGUGGCCUCAACAACGUCGAAGACAGCCCAAAACAGCAAGUGAUAAUACUGAAAACAAGCGGAACGGAUGGAAUGCUAAAUUGGAGGAGGAUAUGACAGAAAUAAUGGGAGUUUUAGGCAGAAAAUACCAGGAAGAAUAUAUUAGCCUGGGGAAAAAGGCCUUGAAAUUAAACAAGCUGUUAGCCAUCUCUGGUCCAUUGCUCACAGGCCUAGCAGCAAUUGGCUCGAUGUUUAUAGAAUCUUCUCCUUCUCAUGGAUCUAAUUGGGCAGCUAUGCUUGGAAUUGUUGGUAGCGCAUUGGCAAGUGUAGUAAACACAAUUGAGCAUGGUGGACAAGUUGGAAUGGUAUUCGAGAUUCAUAGAAGCAACGCUGGUUUCUUCCAGUACAUGCAAGAAUCUAUUGAAUCAAACUUGACAGUAACAGAAACGGAGAGAAGAGAAAAUGGCGAAGUGUUUGAGAUGAAGGUGGCUUUGAAAUUAGGAAGGAGCUUGUCUGACCUAAGAAAUCUUGCAGCUUCUUCAUCAUGGAAAGCAGAAAAUAUUGACGAGUUUGCAAGCAAGCUUUUUUAAAGUUUCAACUGUUUAUUGUAUAGCGCAUGGAGACAAGAGUAGGGACUAACUCAUUCUUUUGAUUCAAUUAUUAAUGCAAAUGGCUUGAUUCGUGAUCUUAUUUCUUGACUCCAUGAGGAAUGAAUCAUCUCUUUAGGUUUAAUGGCUUCCCUAAUCAGUGACAUACACAAAAAAAUUCAUAAACGGCGUCAACAUUUAAUUAAAGAAGUAAAUAAAGAACCAAUCACAAUAACGACACCAUACUUAAAAAAGAAAAGAAAAAAAAAAGAAUAUUACUACAUCUCAGCUUUCAUAUCUUGAAACGUAUUCAUAAUAGUCUCAUAAGAAAUACUCCCUCUGUUUCAAUUUAUG